AGUACAUCGUAGAAAAAUGUGAUCAAUUGUUUCAUCUUCAACCUUGUCAAUUGCAUCUCGAUAACCGUUAUAUCAAAACAUCCCUUUAUUUGUAACAUUGCACACAGCUUUUUCAUUGCUUGAAGCCGCUUAAAGCUCAACUCUGUUUAGAAAUAUGAAAUCUUCGAGUGUAAUUGUAGGGAAAUUCAUCGAAUUUAUCACAACUGCGGAUACAACUUCAAAUGAGAUGGGUAGCGGUCCACAGCAUCCAACGAUCCAGGAUCUGUGUGUUGGUUGACCAGUCCCUGGCAUACGACUGCCACGGACCUGGACCCUUUUUUUUUUUAUAUCUAUCUAUCUGUGUCUCUAUCUCACAAACAAUGGGAGACUUGAAGCUUGUAAUUCAGAAAGGUCCCCGACAAGGCGAAACCCUAGAAUUCCGACCCGGAUCCAUUAUACGUCUGGGUCGAGUUGUCCGAGGCAACUCAGUCGCCAUUAAAGACUCUGGUAUCUCCACCAAACAUCUCGAAAUUCAGUUUGAAAGUGAUUUGGGUAAGUGGGUCAUCACUGAUCUUGGUUCUUCUAAUGGUACUGUUUUGAAUGGUAGUGUGAUUGAUGUUAAAGUGCCUGUCUGUCUUUCGAAUAAUGAUGUUGUUAAAUUGGGCGAGGUUACUUUGAUUCUUGUGAAAAUUUGUGAUGAGGUGGCUGUGGGAAAGGGGAUUGAAGGGUUUGGGGAGGUGGAAAAUGUGGUGGAGAAACCGAAACCACGGCGGGGGAGGAAAAAGGAGAUUGGGGGUGGGAAGGGGAAUGAGAAUGUGGUGGCUGUUGAGGUGAAUCAAGGGAGGCAAUUGAGAUCAAGGGUUACGGGGAAUGCCAUUAACAAGGAAGGAGGGAAGUUUGAGGAUUUUGGGAAGCAGUUGGAGAGCCUGGCUGCGGUUGAGAGGAAGAUGCACAAGGGUAGGGGGAAGAAGAAGGUUGUCAAGGAGGAGCCUGAAAUAGAGGUUGAGGAGGAUUUGGUAAAGGCUUUGCCUGAACUGGUUCUUGAUCGUGCUGUCAAAGAGAGUACGAUAAAUGAGUUUGCUGAUAUGUCGAGAGUUGAUGAUGUUUUGGAAAUGAAGGAUAUUGAGCAAAAGGAGGGGUCCGGGGUUAAAAAUGGUGAUUUUAAUUUACAAGUGGAGCCAGAUUUGGAGAAAAUGACAUUGGGGGAGUGGUUUGAUUUUCUGGAGGUGUAUUUGCCAAAAAAGAUCCAUGAUGAGACAGAAGAGUUAAUUUUUGAAAUGAAAGAAAGAGCCAAGCAGUUUCACGAGUAUAGUGUGCAACAAAAGCGUGCGAUGGGAAAGGGCAAAUCACUGAUGGCAUAGAUGUAGAAUGAUUUAACCAGAGUGCAAUGAGGUUUUACAAAAAGCAUUGGAAGUGUGGGAUCUGCAAGUAAUUCCUCUCGACAGCCCUGUGUCCGAACCGGAUCAGAUUGACCCAGAGC
This is a messenger RNA of Daucus carota subsp. sativus, 1459 nucleotides long. Its product is annotated as FHA domain-containing protein At4g14490. The transcript is spliced from 4 exons. The coding region runs from base 222 to 1340 and encodes 372 amino acids. The record is from RefSeq and is a predicted model, not a curated record. Lineage: Eukaryota; Viridiplantae; Streptophyta; Magnoliopsida; Apiales; Apiaceae. Gene Ontology annotation, molecular function: mRNA binding; protein binding.